GAAAAUAAAAUGGCGGCGAUAGAUGGGAUGGGCCUCUUUUUGUGCUUUUAAAACGAAAAAAGAAAAUCCCUUUAUACUGCAUCAGAAACUUUGAUUUUACGAGUGAAACACAGAGGCCACUGCCCGGAGCAGAGGUUUUAAGUGCAGACAGCGCACCAACAGGCGGAAGACAGCAGUCUCAGUGAAGCGAAGGGAAAAGAUGAAGAGGAAUGAUUUAAGAAUGUAAUUUGAUGCAUCAAAGUGACAGAGACGGCCUUGGUGAGGAUACCAUUCUGCUGGGAGCUUCUUUAACCACAAGGCCAGGACUGUCCUCAGACUCUUUGCACAGCUCACAAACAGCCUUGACUUGGAGUGGGGCACGGACAGCUGUAGUUACACUGGAGCAUUUUAUCUGCUGCUGGCCCACAGUUUGAUAACAAUAAAGCAGGAUUCUUCCUGGACUCCUUUCCUCCAGUGUGGCUUUGCCCUUUGCCCCUCAACUCCAGUUUAUAGGGAGUGCUGGACUGUCCCUGGUCCAUGGACUUGACACCAGCUCCAGGCUUCAAAAGGAGGCCUUCUGCCUCCUCUCCCCCUCAUGGAGUUACAGAGAUUGCCAAGAGCCCUCCUCCUUUCUCCCCCUCCUCCUCGCCCUCCUCUCCUUCUUCUGAUCCCUCUUCACCUUUGUCUACUUCCUCCUCUCCCAGUGCCACAGUGACGGGCUAUCAUAAUGAUGUGAAAGGCCAUGCCCAUGGAGUGGGGGUGGCAAGGGUGUCCUCCACAUCUGUCUCCCUAGCAGCUCCAUCUAUUGCUGUACCUCUGCCCAACACCUCACCCUCUAAUCCCACCUUCCUUGUAAGAUCUGCCGAGCUGGAUACGCAAAGGGAGGUUAGAGAGAAAGAAAUCUAUGAUCCCUUCCAUCCUACUGAGGGAGAAAGGGAGAGAAGGAUGGAGGAGGACUGUGAUGGGGACAAGUAUGACCCAUUUGACCCCACUGGCUCUCCAGCAUCGGACACUGGAGAGGAAAAGGGGAUGGCAGAGAAGAGAGAUGGGAGUGGCAAGAACAGAGGGCUGAAAAGGGAGGCUGAGAGGAGAGAUGAGGAGGAGAAAGAGGAAGCCCCCCCAGAUUCCACUGACCCCCUUCCUGGACCUACAACUCCCCCUCCUACCACUCAACUCCUGCUACGGAGAAAGGUGGACCAAGACACCACCAGAAUUGGAGAGCAGAGGGAUAAUAUAGGCUCAGACCACUCUGAGAUAGAGGAGGGAGAGAUAGUUGGGGCUGUUGACAGAGAUGGGGGCAAUAAGAGAACCGCUGGUGGAAUUCUCCCUUUGACACCCAGUGCCUCUUUCUUUGGCCCGAAGCCAGAACGGAUCCUCAGAGUGUUGGAUGGGGAUGAAUUUGUGUCAGUGCGAACAGAGGGUGACUGGGUGGCGGAUGUGGAGCCUGAGGAUGAGCCUGUGGUGGUUGGGGUUGGCGACCUGAGAAGGAAACUGGUCAGCAGACGGAAGGAGAGAUAUCGCUCCUGUCCAACCUCCUCCCUCUCUCCUCAGCCUCCGCCACUUCCUUCCCUCCCACCUGCUUCUCCACCCUCUUCCCCUGUCCUGCUCCCUGUAGAACAGGGCAGCAAGAGCCACAAGUCCUCCAAGAGUUCCAAGGACCGGGACCGACACAAGCAUAAGGAUGGCAAACCCGGGGAAAAGGAAGAGAGAAAAAGGAAGAGAAGGAAAGAGAAGGAGGGAAGCCGCGAGAGAAGCAAAGACCGGGAGCGAGGACGGAAGACUGGAAAUGAGGCCAAAAGCAGGAGGAGCAGCAGAAGCAACAGCCAAAAGAGGAAGAAAAGACGAAACAGCAGCCCUGAGGCCUCACGAUCCCACAACUCCUCAGGAAGAGGUGUCCACUCUAGACGCUCCUUCUCCAGCCUGUCUGAAGAAUACCACCGGGAAAGGGAAGGAGAACAAAAGAGGGAUAGGGACAGAGAGCGAGAUAGGGACAGAGAUAGGGACAGGGACAGAGACAGAGACAGGGACAGAGAUAGGGACAGGGAAAGAGAUAGGGACAGGGAAAGAGAGAGGGACAGGGAAAGAGACAGAGUCAGAGACAGGGAUAGAAACAAAGACAGAGACCAAAAUCGAACCAGCAGCCGAAGGCGAGAUGACAGAGAUGUAGACACUAACCAUAGAAAGAGGGACAGAGAGAGCAGGCAGUAUUCAAACAGCAGAGAACGAGACAGUUCAAAAAGGUCUAAAAGAAGCAGGGAAAGAAGGGAAGACAAUAGAGAAAGACAGCACAACAGGGACCAUGAACUGCGAAGGGAUGGUCGUCCUGUCGUUCCACCGUCUAUCCAAGACCUCAACGGUUCUGACCUUUUCGCUAUAAAGCGAACAAUUACAGUCACCACUACCACAACCACCACCACUGUACCUGGCUCUCCAACACUUGCCCCAGCCUCCCCUCGAAGCCCUACACAGCAUUCUGACAAGUCACACAAGAGGAAGAAGAAGAGGAAACGGCGCUCAGUUGAAGAGGCAGAGGAUGGUGCAAGUUAUCGCAGCCAAUCACGGUCCCUCUCCCCACCAAGGUAUCAUAGCUAUGAGUCAGAUCGCUACUCAGACAAACUGGAGAUAGACAUGCUGUCUUUGGAUGGUGAGGCUUUGGACUCAGAUUAUCCCUCUUUGGAGGACACCCCACCAGCUGCCCUGCCACCAGAGCCUCCUGUCCCCAGUCCCAAGACUAAAGCCACUCCCAAAACUGGACGACAUCACCCCAAAAAGAAAUCCUAUACAGUAAAGAAAACGGGCCAGUCCGAAUCAUCCUCCUGCUCUUCCGUUCGAACCAAAAGUAAAGGCCUUUCCUCGCUGUCACCCACACAAGGUACUUCCGCCUCUGCCUCCAUCUCAUCAGCCCUCCCGUCAACCAAACGGGCCAGGAAGUUGGGAAAAGACAAAGACCGUGAAAAGGGUAGCAGAAGAGAGUCCGGUCGCUCUGGAAAAUCCAAGAAGGAGAGUGGUAGUAGUCAUAAAGGCAAGCUGCAAUCCAAAGUCUCAGUUCUGGUACGGGAGGGUGUAAGCAGCACCACGGGGGCUUCGGUUGGCUCAGGGAAGCUGGGCAUGGAGCUCCUGGGGCCAGGAAGUGCAAGUGGGGGUGCUGGGGGCUCUGUGGUGGGCGGCUCCAUUGCGGUAGUCUUCCGUAGGGACAAUGAAAGCAGGUCUCCAUUUCUCAAGCCUUGUUCAGAGCCGUUGUCACUGAGUGGACGUAGUAAGGACAUGGGUAAGGUGGGCAAGCGCAGCAGCCUGGCUGCACCCCCAUCAUCCUCAUUAACUGGUCCUGCAGCUCUGAAAUCGAAGAAGGCCAAGCCCAGCUCCACCACAUCCACCUCUUCCUCGGCUUCUUCUCCCUCAUCAUCUCUAGUUACCAAGCGCCGCCGACGGCUAGGGAAGAAGGCAAGAGAGAAAGGCAGUGCUGUGGGGUUGAUUGAUGGAGAUAGCAGCCAAUCAAAAUCCGCCUCUGAAGGCUGGUGUGGAGUCUCCUCAGAGAUUCAGUCAGGGGUUGGAGGUGGAAGCAAGUUGGUCAGUCCUCAUACCGGUCAAGCUGGUCCUGCACCAUGCUCAUCUUCCGCCUCCUCCUCUUCUUCCACCAGUGCACUGCCACCCUCCUCCUCACCACCUCACACCCCUCCUCCCUCUAUGGCUCCCUCACGGGACACCAGAGAGUCCUCUCCAGACUCUCAGACUGUAGACAGCAGCUGCAAGACUCCAGAGCCCUCUUUCCUAGCUGAAGACUGCCCGACCCAGACCAGCCCUACGCUGCCACCAUCCAGCCCAACCAGCUUAUCAACCCCCCAGGGGACUGGCCUCACCAUGCCCCUGCCUACAGCAAGCAUCAAGCCCCUCCCCCCAGAUGAUGCACCCAAAUCCUUGGCCUCGCCUCCUUGCUCCUCCUCUUCUUCAGGCUGUGGCCUUCCCUCCCUGUCACUUCCGCCAUCUUCGUCAGACCCCCCCUCCUCCUCGUCCUCGGUGUCCUCCUCAUCUGCUAGUAAGCCACCGCCUCCUCCCCCACCUCCUCCUGCAGCUCCUGCACUCCCCUGGAGUCUGCAGACUGGUGUGGACUGCACAGCUGGAGGAGUACUUGCAUUGACUGCUCUGCUUUUCAAAAUGGAGGAGGCCAAUAUCGCCAGUAGAGCCAAAGCACAAGAAUUCAUCCAAGCAACCAGCCAGAUCCUCUCUCAAGCCAAUCAGAGCCAGUCCCAGCAGCACGCUCCUUCCUCAGCGUCUUCCUCCUCUUCACAGAUCCCACCCCCUCCAUCUCUGCCUCCGCCUCCUGGACCUAGCCCUGCUCAGUUUAUUCUCCAUGGCUCACUCCCAUUGGUCGGCUGUACCAAAACGCCACCCUCUCACCUGCAUCCGUCAAUGGGUGGUGGGUGUGCACAGACACCACCACCUCCCUUACCCACGGGGCUGUCAGGGGCAACUGGCAGCUCAGAAGCUGGUUGGGACAGUGAGAGCAAAGACCCUGAUAAGUACCUGAAGAAGCUCCACACCCAGGAACGAGCAGUGGAGGAGGUGAAGCUGGCCAUUAAGCCCUACUACCAGCGCAAGGACAUCAACAAAGAUGAAUACAAAGACAUCCUGAGGAAAGCCGUACAUAAGAUCUGCCACAGCCGAACUGGAGAGAUCAACCCGGUCAAAGUCAGCAACCUGGUCAAGCUGUACGUCCAGCGCUACAAAUACUUCCGAAAACAUGGACGCAAGAUGGACGAGGAAGAGAGGGAUGAUCGAGAGCUGGGAGCUCUGCAUUCUUCUGCCUGAGGUGUUUUUUUUUAGCCCCCCUCCCAAGCCCCUCUGCACGUGAUCUGGAGUGGCGAUGCCAUCAACAGACUUUGUUUUUAUUGUUUUCAUAUCCCACCUUCUCUACGCUCUCAUGUAAUACUAUGCGAGCUCCUCCUCUCACUCCUCUCUGUGGUCUUGCUGUAAAAUAUGUCUCACGUAGAAAAAAUCAUGUCAUGUACAUGUGAGGUAUAUUAAAGGCUAAGCUGUCCAAGGGGAGAUGUGAUACAGACUUUCAAAUACCACAACAUGUUGUACAUACUGUAAUUACACUACACCAUACUUAGGCUCCCUCUCCCUGUCCCCCUCUCUCUUUGCAGACAGUAUGCAAGCUGAACUUGUCAAUAAUUUGGACAGCUGAGUACAUGACAAUGAUGGUUUAAAUAGAGAUUUGACACUUGAUCUCUGUCA
Messenger RNA from Myripristis murdjan (pinecone soldierfish), 5214 nucleotides. RefSeq names its product SR-related CTD-associated factor 1 (gene scaf1). Bases 517 to 4785 code for a protein of 1422 amino acids. Gene Ontology annotation, molecular function: RNA polymerase II C-terminal domain binding. NCBI's taxonomy places the organism in Eukaryota, Metazoa, Chordata, Actinopteri, Holocentriformes, Holocentridae. The record is from RefSeq and is a predicted model, not a curated record. The transcript is spliced from 9 exons.